Messenger RNA from Caretta caretta (loggerhead turtle), 2875 nucleotides. It is a transcript of the gene ESM1, whose product is annotated as endothelial cell specific molecule 1. Gene Ontology annotation, molecular function: integrin binding; hepatocyte growth factor receptor binding. Gene Ontology annotation, cellular component: extracellular region. Gene Ontology annotation, biological process: positive regulation of hepatocyte growth factor receptor signaling pathway; angiogenesis. The record is from RefSeq and is a predicted model, not a curated record. NCBI's taxonomy places the organism in Eukaryota, Metazoa, Chordata, Testudines, Cheloniidae.
CUUCAUCCUGGAUUUCACAAACUAAAACAAGGGAGGCUGGCAGGAGGACAGCACGGUCGGACUGAGGAAAUUGACGACGGCGAAGCAUGUGGGCAACACACUGUAUAAAGCUCAUAAACUUGUAGGCUGAUGUGCAGCUACUUCUUUGGAUUCCUCAUUGCUGCUUCUCUCAGCACAAAACCACAAGGCUGAAUGUUAAACCUGCUCUUUGGAACUGAGCGUUUAGCACUGUGAGACAUGAAGAACUUCCUGUUUUUCACCAUCCUCCUGGUACCAGUGCACAUCGGAACUGCUUGGAGUGCAAAAUAUGCAGUUGAUUGCCCUGAACCUUGCGACAGUAAUGUGUGUAAAAGUACUUUGCGCUGUAAGCGAACAGUGCUUGACGACUGUGGCUGUUGCAGAGUCUGUGCAGCAGCCUUGGGGGAGACUUGCUACCGCACUGUCUCAGGUAUGGAUGGUGUCAAAUGUGGGCCUGGGCUGAAGUGCCAGUUUUACACUGAGGAGGAUGACUUUGGUGAUGAAUUUGGUAUCUGCAAAGAAUGUCCUUAUGGUACCUAUGGAAUGGAAUGCAGAAAAACUUGCAACUGCCAGUCUGGUAUAUGCGACAGAGUAACUGGAAAAUGUUUGAAGUUCCCAUUUUUCCAACUUUCUGCUUCAAAGCCACCAAACAGACGAAAAUUAAUUUCACAUACAGAGAAUGACAUGGCAUCGGGGGAUGGUAACUCUGUAAAGGAGGAAUUUGUCAAAGAGAAAGUAAUUAGCUCUCCAGUAAUGAAAUGGUUAAAUCCUCGCUGAUAUUUACUUACAUUGGUAGGACUUUCAAAUGACCGCAUUUCUCACACAUUAUUGAAUAUGCAACAACACACUUUAAAAACAAAGUACAUCUAUAGCAUAUGAAAAUGUAACCUCUGAAGACCAGUUGUGAUUCUGUGCAUCGUCAGAAAAAAUGUUUACUUACAAAAUAGACUGUACAGUUUAUAUGAUUUUUGAUAUUUGUUUUGAUAAGUAUUUCAACACUGAAAUGUAUUAUGGAUUGCUGAAUGUAUAGUCAUAUUGAAAACCAGUACCUCCCCCCACCAGCAUUUGAACAAUGUGUAAGGGCCCAUUCCUGCAUUUCCCAUGCAAGAAAAUUCCUGUUGAAUUCAAUGGAUGUUUUGUGUGAGUAAAAGCUGCUGAUGUGGAGCCAACGUUAGGGUGAUGCAAGUUAACAAAAGCUUGGAAAUGCAGAGUUAAAAACUGAUGUCUUUGACUCACACCAGUAAGAAUAAUACUAAUGUAAAGGGCACAAUGGUGUGAAUUCAAUAAAUCAACCUUAACUUUGAAUAUUUUGGCUUUUGUUAGUUUUGUGACAAUUAACAAGGUGUAAACAUUACUUUAAGCCAGCGGUUCUCAAACUGUUGGUUGGGACCCCAUUUUAAUGGGGUUGCCAGGCCAGCAUUAGACUUGCUGGGAGCCUGGGUUGAAGCCCAAGCCCGAGCUCCACCCAGAUCUGGGGCAUCGGGACUCGGGCUCUGGCCCCCUAAACCCCCACCCAGGGUGGCGGGGCUUGAGCUCCAGCCCCAUCUCCCCCCACCUGUGGCAGUGGGGAUCUAACCACCCCCCCCUCCCCCAGGUCACAUAGUAAUUUUGUUGUCAGAAGGGGGUCGUGAGGCAACAAAGUUUUAAAACCGCUGCUUUAAACUCAUCAUUUGAACUUAUACAAUGUGCAUUACUUACCUGACAUUAUGUAAAGACACAUACAGUAUUAAAGUAUAUUCCCAAGGGUGGCUUUUGUGUUCAAUAGCCUGCAAUGGCCCUGAAGGAGUACUGGAGUAUCAGCAUAAAUAUGCAUUAUAAAUAAUCCAUGUCAGAGAUUCUGGAGACACUAGGAUACCCUAGUGACUAAUUCUUCAUCCCCUUCUUAAUGCCUAAACUUUCAUCCCUUUAAGGGGUUGUAGGAGUGGCCAAUUGCUCAGUCAGUCCAUAUUUGGUUAUGUAUCAAAUUGGCAUAAAACAUCAUAAUGUUUAUAUAGGCACACCUUAAAACCUUCUUAUAUAAUAGCCAUUACUGCCCCUGUGCAGAAACCCAUUUGUAAAAAUUAAUACUUUGUGGUUUUUACUUAAAAAAAGAAAAAGACACAGAUCCUUAGAUAGUGUAAAUUAAUCUAGCUCCAUUUAAGUCAAAGGAGCUACUUUGAUUUACAUAUCUGAGGAUCUGGCUCAUAAAAUAAAUCGAUCUAAUUGGAGACCCAGUCUGGUUUCCAUUGAAAUUAAUUGUAGUUUUGUUAUUAACUUCAGCGAGGGAAGGUGCAGGCCAUACUGAUGGUAAUUUGGUGUAGGAUCUGAAAACGUAUGUAAAAGCACCCAAUAAAAGAAACCCGAAAUAGUUUCAGAGUUAUUAGGGACUGAUCACAGCCUAUUAAAGUCAACCCGAGUCUUUCCACUGACUACAAUGGAUUUUGCAUUAGGCCCUAAAAGAACAAAAAUUAUAUUAAAACAGGGAAUGUCUACAAAUUAAAAGUGGUUAAAUGGACAACAGUCAGAAAAAGAAACAGAAAACCAUGGCUGACAUACAACACCUUUUGGACUGGGCUAAAUUGUUAUGACUGAAGUAGGGAUUUUAAUGGAAGUGCUGUCACAAAUCACAACUACAGUGGCACAGAAAGUACCUCUGUAAAAUGCUGUAUUGGUUUGAAACAUUUACAGGCAUAAGGGCUGAUCCUGUGGCUACUGAUGUCAGUGACAAUUUCUGCAUUGACUUCAAUGGGAACAGGGUCUUCUUUAUUGGGCCAGAUAAAGUUAUUUAAAUGUCUUUUAAAUACUUACAUGCUUUUUUUUUUGUUAUUUCCUACAGUGUCAUGAAUGACAUUAUGGAUUCUUGAAUGUAAAUCUAAUA